Molecule: messenger RNA, 570 nt
Organism: Phytophthora sojae
Lineage: Eukaryota; Oomycota; Peronosporomycetes; Peronosporales; Peronosporaceae
Exons: 1
Coding region: 1-570 (189 amino acids)
Source: RefSeq, a predicted model, not a curated record
AUGCCUACGAUCCGAGCUAUCGCUGUGUCGGUCUUCGGGCUCGCACUAUUGGCCGUCAGUGCAGCGGAAAACUCCACCGGUAGCUGGACGACUGUCAAGGCUACUGACGCUGACAGCAAACUGCUCUACGCGGCGUGGGGGAAUGUGAGCAACUUUGGUCCGGGUAUCACCACGUACGGCUGCGGCUACAACGUUCUCGACUUGCAGAAGAAAGGUGCGGCGGCGGAGGGCAGCAAAGCCGGUAACAUCUACGACUUCAAGCUCCAAUCGGUGAUCGACUACCACUUCACAGUGCAAGGCUGCGGUUUGGAGGGAGAUGAGCAGCAGUACUUCGGGUACUGCGAAGAUAUCGACUGCCUGAUCACCACUUUCGACGUGUACAUCACGUCGGAGCCGAAGACCAACACACUCAGGGUGACGUCGGUGUCGGCGCGAGCCGAGGAAGAUACUGGAGGUGAAGGAAAAGGCUUGGGAGGGCUAGCGGUAUUGCUGUCAACGUGGCUCACAAUAAAAGUUCCAAGCGAGAAAGUGGAAGGCAAACGGAGGUACAGUCGAGCUGUUGCGAGAUGA